AUGGUCGUCUACGCUUCGACUGCCCAAGUCAAGCUUCCCGCCCCGACCGUCACCCGCCACGAAUGCGGAAUACAUGACCUAUACAAUUGGCAGCGAAGCCCCGCUCGCUUCGAAGCCCUGAAGAAGUUCAAAGAUGGAUUUCUUGGACCUGCUGUGAGUAGUGCAGCUCCCGCGACAUUCACACUCCACGAUGGCCCGCCAUAUGCCAACGGCCCACUGCACAUCGGCCACGCGCUGAACAAGAUCACAAAAGACAUAAUAUGCCGCUACGAAGUCACCCAAGGCAAGCAACCCUGCAAGCUGCAAAAGAAAGACGCCGCGCAAACCAGCCCCGUCACCGUCCGCGAGGCAGCCCGCCAACUCGCCACGCGCACCAUUAAAGAGCAGAUGCGCGGCUUCAAGGAAUGGGCCGUCAUGGGCGACUGGGACAACGCGUACAAGACCAUGGAACGGGGGUUUGAAAUCAGACAGCUUGAGGUGUUCAAGACCAUGUUCGAGAAGGGCUUGAUAUACAGGCAGAAUAAGCCGGUGCAUUGGAGUCCUAGCUCGAGGACGGCGCUGGCAGAGGCGGAGUUGGAGUAUGAUGAGGGACAUAAGAGCUUAGCUGCUUUUGUGCGAUUCCCUGUAAGUGUGGCGGAGGAACUGAGGAACGGCGCGCUGAAGGGUAUUGAUGGGGAGGUUAAUGUGGUGAUCUGGACUACGACACCAUGGACGCUGCCCGCGAAUAGUGCGAUUGCGGUGCACAACGACAUGGAGUAUUGCCUUGUCAGAGACUCGAAUGGCAGUGGAGAGAUGACCUUCGUGGCUGCUUCCCGGAUCGCGGAGUACCAAUCGGUCUUGGAGCGUGAGCUUUCCGUUGUACUGGCUGGGCUGCGAGGAUCCGAUCUCGCUGGGCAUUUGCAGUACGAGAACCCGUUCCAGAAAGCACGUGGAUUUCAGUCUGUCAUUCAUGCCGACUUUGUCACCGACUCGUCUGGUACUGGUCUGGUUCAUCUGGCUGCGGGUCACGGCAUGGAUGAUUAUCGUGUUUGCCAUGCUCUUGGCCUCCCGGCUUUCGCCCCGAUCGAUGAUGCUGGUGCCUUCACGAAGGACGCCUUCCCGGAGCAACCUGAGCUUCUCGAGGGCCUUUUAGUGGCUGAUGAGAAUAAGACAGCUAGCAAAGCCGUGUGCAACUAUCUUGAAAACCAAGGCCUUUUGCGUGGGAAGCAAGAGUACCGCCACAAGUACCCCAUCGACUGGAGAACCAAAGAGCCUGUCAUCACCAGAGCGACAGAGCAAUGGUUCGCCAACGUUGAGAGCAUCAAGGCUGCGUCGAUGAAUGCAAUUGAACAUGUUCAAUUCAUGCCAGAAACCGGUCGUUCACGAUUAGAGAGUUUCAUUCAGGGCCGAAGUCAAUGGUGUAUAUCCAGGCAGCGUGCUUGGGGUGUGCCUAUUCCAGCAUUGUACAAGGUCAACAGUGACCAGCUGGAAGCUGCCAUGGACUCGGAAACUAUUACGCAUGUCAUUGGCGUGAUCAAGGAGCGCGGUAUCAACGCUUGGUGGACGGACGCACAGGAUGACCCAGCAUGGAAGCCAGAGCAUCUCACUGGCACCUAUGUCCGAGGUAGAGAUACGAUGGACGUAUGGUUCGACAGUGGUACCAGCUGGACUCUACUCCCUCUCCAAGCAGAUCAGCCCGUUGCCGAUGUCUAUCUCGAAGGCACCGACCAACACCGCGGCUGGUUCCAGUCUUCGCUGCUAACCCACGUCGCUCUCCAGCCCUAUGAAAAGUCAGCUGUGAAGGCACCUUACAAAACCUUAAUCACGCAUGGCUUCACACUCGACUCUGAUGGCCGCAAGAUGAGCAAGUCACUCGGCAACGUCAUCUCCCCCAUGCAAAUCAUGUCCGGUGAGCUUCUCCCGCCCAUCAAGCGCAAGAAGCAGAAAGGCCAGGCCGCGCAGGCAAAUUCCACAGGACAAGCAUACGAUGCCAUGGGCUCUGAUGCUCUCCGCCUCUGGGCCGCGAGUAGCGAUUACAUGCGCGACGUAACCAUCGGGCAGCCCGUUCUCAUGUCCGUCAACCAAGCCCUGCACAAGUACCGCGUAACCUUCAAAUGGCUGCUCGGCAUCUUCUCCCUGCCAUCCUGCCCACCCACAUUCUCCUCCUUCGAGCACCUCUCACCCGAGAGCACACAUCUCGCCGACGUCCUCGCACUACACCGCCUCGGACAAGUCACACAUGACAUCCACGCGCACUACGCCCGCUACGAAUUCUUCAAAGGCGUCAACGCACUGAAUAAGUACAUCUCCAACGACUUGUCCGCGUUUUACUUCGAGACCGCGUCAAGGAUCGGAUAUACACGGGCGAUCUGCACGAUUGCCAGCGCAUCCCAACGCGUGCUCGGUCUCGUCUUCUACGAAUUGCUCAAGAUCCUGGCGCCCGUCACGCCGCUGCUCGUGGAGGAAGUUUGGGCCCAUGUCCCCGCGGGUCUGAGGGAUAAUUCUACGCAUCCUGCACGCGGGACUUGGACUCGCCCACCUCCAUCUCCAUCCGUCGACAAGCAAACAGAGACGGUGCUCACACACAUCACAUCCCUCAGCACCGCCAUAAAAACCGCCCAAGAAGCCCUCCGCGCCGACAAGAAAAUCGGAUCCGGCCUCGAGUCCAGUGUCACGCUGCUCCUGCCUUCCCAAACCGCCGCGCACAAGCUCGUGGAGCUGGUCAAGACGUGCACGCAAAACUCUUCGCUGGGUGUACAUGACGUGGAAGAGCAGCUUGCUUCGAUAUUCGUUGUUUCCGAAUUCGAAAUCCGGGGGAGUGAUGCCGAGAGAGCGUGGGCGUGGAGUGUCGAGCAAGACGUCGAUGCUGGGGUGGAGGGAUGGGAGGGUGCGAAGGUUGUCGUGCAUGCGCCUGGUGGGGAGAAGUGUCCGCGGUGUUGGCGCUUUGUGAGGGAGCCUGAGGAGGAGAUAUGUCAGCGCUUCUCCGGCGUGUUGAUCAAACCUCGGCCGAAGCCUUUUACGAACAACCCUCUCAAGAAUGAUUCCAGCCCGAGCCGUGCUCAAGAGCGCGAGAAAAGGAAGACUUGCGCUUUGCUAUACCAAGGAAACCCGCACGCAUCCGAAAAUGCAAGACAGAUACGAGCGCGCCAGAAGCGUAAAACAACUCUACAGCGCAUCUCAUUUCGCGAGCGAGAAAGGAACUUCGCGUCCGGUAAUCGCGAUAUUGAACAGACAAAGAAAAAAAACUUCGAGGAAUUCAAGUGA
Parastagonospora nodorum SN15 is the source of this 3243-nucleotide messenger RNA. RefSeq lists its product as hypothetical. The record is from RefSeq and is a predicted model, not a curated record. The coding region runs from base 1 to 3243 and encodes 1080 amino acids. The transcript has 4 exons. Lineage: Eukaryota; Fungi; Ascomycota; Dothideomycetes; Pleosporales; Phaeosphaeriaceae. Gene Ontology annotation, cellular component: cytosol. Gene Ontology annotation, molecular function: aminoacyl-tRNA deacylase activity; tRNA binding; ATP binding. Gene Ontology annotation, biological process: isoleucyl-tRNA aminoacylation.